Fonsecaea monophora is the source of this 774-nucleotide messenger RNA. RefSeq lists its product as hypothetical. The transcript has 3 exons. Bases 1 to 774 code for a protein of 257 amino acids. The record is from RefSeq and is a predicted model, not a curated record. Lineage: Eukaryota; Fungi; Ascomycota; Eurotiomycetes; Chaetothyriales; Herpotrichiellaceae.
AUGGGUAUUAUCACUACCAUUACGCAGGUACAGGCCUUGACGCAGUAUCCCUGUCCGCUGCUGGAGGAACGGUUCUCGAUCCUAAAGCAGUCGAUCGUCAAACCACAAGAUAGAAAGCGAGUUAUCGAGUCUUACAAUCGUCUCACCUCGGCUCUAGAGGUGGAGGCUGAGAGAAUCUCCAAGCAAGGUUCAAAAGCGAUCCCGGACAUUGACUUCGCGACCGUCGAGGAGAAUAAUGGUCAACUGCCAGAAGGCUUGGGUGAGACGAUACGCCAGGCGGGAUGUGUCAUCAUCCGUAACGUCGUCUCAGAGCAGCAGGCCACAGCUUGGGAGCAGGAAUUGAAGAGUUACGUGAAAAGGCACCCUGGAAUAGGAGGAUUUCCCACACACGAUCCCCAAACCUUCAGCUUGUUCUGGACGCCGCCGCAAAUGCAAAUACGGAGUCACCCCAAAGUCCUCCAGGCGAUGAACGCCGUCAGUCAACUAUGGCACCUGACCCGAGAUGACACCUUGUUCGACAUGUCGAGUCAAGUUGUAUAUGCCGACAGAUUUCGCAUCAGACAUCCUUCAAAAGACUCCGAGUUCACUCUCAACGCUCACCAGGAUACCGGCUCCAUUGAACGAUGGGAGGAUCCCACAUAUCGCUCCUGCUACGAGCCGAUCUUCGAGGGUCGUUGGGAGGAGUAUGACCCGUGGAAUGCCGAUCACCGCGCGGAAGCAAAGAGCGACUUGUACCAAACAGGAAGUAAGAAUCCAGUCUACUCUCCACAGUAG